AUGACUUGGACGGAGAAAGACUUUAGCAGUCUCCAGAUAGCUGAGAGAGUUGCCUCAAUACUGUCUCUAGUUGGCUGCUUUUUUGUCCUUAUCACCUUUUGUUCCUCGUCCGCUUUCCACACGCCCAUUAGCAGACUCAUAUUUUACGCAUCGUUCGGAAACAUCCUCUCAAACGUUGCGACUCUAAUAUCGAGGCAGGGCGUAUUGGCAGGGCAAAAUUCGGUACUAUGCCAGCUGCAGGCAUUUUUUAUCCAGCAGUGGAUGCCCGCAGAUUCUCUGUGGUCCUUCUGUAUGGCUCUGAAUGUCUACCUCACGUUUUACAAGAGAUACACUACGAUACAGCUGAAGAGUCUCGAAUGGAAGUACUUUCUAGGGUGCUAUGGGAUACCACUGAUACCUUCCGUAACACUACUCUGUGUCAACAGUAAAGAGAGGGGCAAAAUCUACGGACCGGCAAUACUGUGGUGUUCUAUUGGCUCUAAUUGGCAGUUUCUGCGUCUUUUCUGUUUCUAUGGACCAGUGUGGCUCGCUAUCAUUGGGACCCUCGCCAUUUACAUCAUUAUUGGCCGCGGCAUCUUUCAACAACAACGAACUCUCAGAAGCUUUGUCGGGCCUUUACAAAACGCUUGUCCAGGUCUCAAUUCACACAAGAACACAAACGCGAUAAUAAUUGACGUUAUGAGUGGCGUCUCGACAUCCAAUUUCUCACAUCUCCGGGAGCAAAAUCAUGGCGAAUCAUAUCUACCUCCCACAAGGCAAUUCAAUCAAAUUUCUAUAAACACGAACUCUAUGGUACAAUCUCAACCUCACGGAGUAUCCACUGCAGAGUGUAUUACGAAUCGUACAUUAUGGUCCUAUUUUAGAUGCUCAUUCCUCUUCUUUAUAGCUCUAGUAGUCACUUGGAUUCCAUCAAGCAUCAAUCGGAUCUAUAGUAUCGCCAAUCCUGGUAGCUCGAAUUAUGGCUUGAACUUCGCUGGGUCCCUCGUGUUGCCCCUUCAAGGAUUUUGGAAUGCUAUUCUUUACAUUGCAAUCUCGACCUCCGCAUGCAAAGAGCUAUGG
This is a messenger RNA of Hyaloscypha bicolor E, 1059 nucleotides long. RefSeq lists its product as uncharacterized. Gene Ontology annotation, molecular function: G protein-coupled receptor activity. The transcript has 5 exons. NCBI's taxonomy places the organism in Eukaryota, Fungi, Ascomycota, Leotiomycetes, Helotiales, Hyaloscyphaceae. Gene Ontology annotation, biological process: cell surface receptor signaling pathway; adenylate cyclase-activating G protein-coupled receptor signaling pathway. Gene Ontology annotation, cellular component: plasma membrane. The record is from RefSeq and is a predicted model, not a curated record. The annotation marks the transcript as partial.